UUGUUUCUUCACAUAUCUAUUUUAUUCUCUAUUUUUCUUUUACAUUAUCCACUUUUGUCUUUCUUAUUUUCUUUCAUUGCGUUCUCGUUGUUUGCUUUUUCGCCCUUGUUAUUUUCUUCUGCUCUUUUCCUUUUCUUCAUCCCUUUCCUCGUUCUUUCUUUCUUUCUUUCUUUCUUUCUUUCUUUCUUUCUUUCUUUCUUUCUUUCUCCCCUCACUAUGUUAUUUUCUUCCGAUUAUAUUUUUAAUCCUCUGUCUUUUUGUUUUAUCCAUUUCUUUCCUUUACAUUUUCCGUUUCUUUCUUUCGGUCGGACGUUCUGCUUUUUUAUCUUUCUUUUUUCUUUAAUUCAUUCUUUCUUUCUUUCUUCAAUUGUUUUUUUUAAUUUAUAUAUCAUUUUUCCUUUACUGUUUUCUUUUUUCUUUUGGCCUCGGUUGGUUUUCUUCUUUAUUUAUGUUUUUUUUUUUCUUCGGUUCCUUUUCGCCUUUCUCAAUUUCUAUCUAUCUAUCUAUCUAUCUAUCUAUCUAUCUAUAUUUAUGCUCGCAUUUAUUUGUUUUCUUUCUCUUCCUUUUCGUCUUUUACAAUUUCUUUCGUUCGUUCUCUCUUUAUGCUCGCAUUUAUUUAUGUUUUUUUCGGAACGUUUUCUUUCUUCAAAAUUUCUUUCUUUCUUUCGUUCUUUCUUUCUUUCUUUCUUUCUUUCUGUCUGCUCGCAUUUAUUUAUGUUUUCCUUCUGUUCUCUUUCAUCUUCCUCAAUUUUCUUUCUUUUUUCUGUCUGCUCGCAUUUAUUUGUUUUCUGUCUGCUCCUUUUCGUCUUUCUUUCUUUAUAUUCACAUUUAUUUAUUUUCUUUCUGUUCCUUUUCAACUUCUUUCUUUCCUUUUUUCUUUCUUUCUUUCUUUCUUUCUUUCUGCUCGCAUUUAUUUUUGUUUUCCUUUCAUCUACAAUUUUCUUUCUUUCUUUUUUCUUUAUAUUCACAUUUAUUUGUUUUCUUUCUCUUCCUUAUAAUCUUUCUUUCUUUCUUUCUUAUUUCUCAUCUUUCUUUCUUUUUGUUUUCACUGAUAAAUAUUCUUUUUUUUUCUUUUCGUGUCUCUUCAUUCGUUCAUUCUUUCUUUCUUUAUUUCUUUUUACCUUUCUUUUCGUCUUCACUCGUGAAAAUUUUUUCUUUAUUUAUUUAUUUAUGCAUUUAUUUAUUUUUCUUUCUCUUUCCUUUCAUUCCUUUUUGUUUUCACCAGAUAAAGAAAAAAAAGGAAAGAAAGCAAGAAAACGAAAGAAAGGGGUGGAUGGAUUGUUUCGCAUCUUUCUUUCUUUUUCUUUCUUUCUUUGUUUGUUUCUUUUUUUUCCCAUUGCUAUUCUUUUUGUUAUUCCUUCUUUCUUUCUUUUCGUUUUCACUCGUAAUAAUUUUCUCUUUGCUUCUCUUCUUGCUUUUUUCUUUCUUUCUUACUUUUCGUUUACAAUGGUAAUCUUUAUUUUUUUUCCCCAUUGUCUGCUUUCUUUCUUUCUUUCUUUCUUUCUUUCUUUCUUUCUUCUCCCCAUCUAUUUAAAUUAUUCUUUAUUUUUCUUCCUUGAAAUCCCUCACCACAUUUCAAUUUUUCUUUCAUUUACAGUCAGUGCUACUUUCUGUCUUUACAGCUUUAUCGUUCUUGCAUUCACAGGAACAGAUUGCUCUUAUGAGCUCACCCCCCCUCUCUCUCUCUCUCUCUCUCUCUCUCUCUCUGCAUAUGCAUGA
Molecule: messenger RNA, 1719 nt
Organism: Acanthosepion pharaonis
Lineage: Eukaryota; Metazoa; Mollusca; Cephalopoda; Sepiida; Sepiidae
Source: the annotation of a GenBank genome assembly